AUGGCCGAGAAAAGGAGAGCCUCGCCGUGCCCCAUGCUCAGCCUCAAGGCCCACGCCUUCUCCGUGGAGGCCCUCAUCGGGGCCGAGAAGCAGCAGCAGCAGCAGCAGCAGAAGCGGAGGAAGGUGGCCGAAGCGGCGGCGGCGGCUGGAGAAGGGCUCGGGUCCGGUCUCGGCCCCGCCACCAGCAGCAGCAGCGAAGGCCCCGAGCCCAGCCUGGCCUUGCCGCCCGGAGCGGAGACCCCCUCGGCCUUGGCCCGAGCCAUCCUCAGCCCCGGUGGCUGUGAGGAGGAGGCUUUCCUGAGCGCCACCUCUCCCCCGUUGUCUCCCGGAGGCGGAGGGGUUCCGUCCAAGCCCGCUCCCUCCCGGCCGGCGUCUCCCCUCCUGGCUCCGCCGGUGCCCCGCGUGGACCUCCAAGGCGCCGAACUCUGGAAGCGCUUCCACGAAAUCGGCACCGAGAUGAUCAUCACCAAAGCGGGAAGACGGAUGUUUCCUGCAAUGAGAGUGAAAAUUUCAGGCUUGGACCCUCAUCAGCAAUAUUACAUUGCCAUGGAUAUCGUCCCGGUGGACAACAAAAGAUACAGGUAUGUCUAUCAUAGUUCCAAAUGGAUGGUAGCUGGCAAUGCUGACUCGCCUGUGCCUCCCCGGGUAUAUAUUCACCCAGAUUCACCCGCCUCUGGAGAGACUUGGAUGAGGCAAGUCAUUAGCUUUGACAAACUGAAACUUACAAACAAUGAACUGGAUGACCAGGGCCAUAUUAUUCUUCAUUCUAUGCACAAAUACCAACCACGUGUGCAUGUUAUUCGGAAAGACUGUGGGGAUGAUCUUUCUUCUGUCAAACCAAUUCCUUCAGGAGAAGGAGUGAAGGCCUUCUCCUUUCCUGAAACUGUUUUCACAACUGUUACAGCGUACCAAAACCAACAGAUCACUCGACUCAAGAUUGAUAGAAAUCCAUUUGCCAAAGGAUUUCGAGAUUCAGGACGUAACAGGAUGGGAUUGGAAGCUUUAGUAGAGUCUUACGCAUUCUGGAGACCUUCACUGAGGACACUUACAUUUGAAGAUAUACCUGGGAUUGCAAAACAAGGAAAUGCUGGAUCCCCCACUUUGCUCCAGGGUUCUGGAAAUGGAGUACCAACCACUCAUUCCCACCUUCUUCCUGGAUCUCCUUGUUCUUCUCCAGCCUUUCACCUUGCUCCCAACACCAGCCAGCUCUGUAGCCUCGCUCCAGCUGAUUACACAGCUUGUGCCCGCUCAGGUCUAGCCCUUAACAGAUACAGCACUUCCUUGGCUGAAACAUACAACAGGCUUACAAACCAAACCACUGAGACCUUUGCAACUCCAAGGACUCCCUCAUAUGUUGGUGUGUCAAGUGGUUCAUCUGUGAACAUGCCUGUGACAGGCAGUGAUGGUGAUGGAUUCAGCUGUUCCCAGGCAGGCUUAUCAAUGCAGAUUUCGGGGAUGUCUCCACAGCUCCAGUAUAUUAUGCCUUCCCCAUCCAACAAUGCCUUUGCUACAAAUCAAACCCACCAGAGCUCCUACAACACUUUUAGGCUGCACAGCCCUUGUGCUCUCUAUGGAUACAACUUCUCCACAUCCCCCAAACUGGCUGCCAGUCCUGAGAAAAUUGUUUCUUCCCAAGGAAGUUUCUUGGGGUCUUCGCCAAGUGGAACCAUGACCGAUCGGCAGAUGUUGCCCCCUGUAGAAGGAGUGCACUUACUUAGCAGCGGGGGGCAGCAGAAUUUCUUUGACUCUAGGACCCUAGGAAGCUUAACGCUGUCAUCAUCUCAAGUAUCUGCACAUAUGGUUUGAUAAAGCCUUUGUAAAAUGAAAAAAGUAGAGAGAAUGUGAGUUCUUCCAAUGUAUUCCUUUGGGGGAUAAUGCUAAAGGAGAUUUAUGUACCUUAUAAGGUGUUUAUGGUUGUUGUUAUCAUUAUUAUUAUUAUUUUAAUUAAAUCACCAGAGGAAGUUGGACUGAAUAUUUUGACUUGCCUGUGGGCAGAUAUUUGAAUAUGCUCUCAUCUUCUGAGUUAAGCCUCGUUUGUUUGCAGAGCUGCCCAUUUAGUCUCCUGGUAGUGUACAAUUCAUUUUAUAACACAUUGGGCCAUAUGCAACAAAUUAAGCAGGACUUCCUCCAGCAUUCUUUCCCCCACAUCUUUCCCUCUUUAGAGAGAAAAACAACACUCAGGUCUGAUUUAGAAGAAACAAAAAGAAAACACUUAAAAAAAUUAGGAAUAUGUGCAUCUGUGUGUGUACAUGCACAUACACACACCAAUUUAUAACAACUCUCCCUAACGUAUUCUUACUACAAUGAGCUGAUGCCAUCAUGCAUGCAUUUCUUCUCUGUUGUAAGAGAGAUAAUAAACACUUGUGCUUUCAUUAGGCUUAGUCCAGACACGUAGUUGUGAUUUUACUUCUCAAGCUUUUAUGGGGUUUCUGGCUUUUCAAAGCCAUGCCCUUGUUAUUAUGAUGUAUUAUUAGCAUACAAAUACCUACUGGCAAAAUACAGAUGCAAUGGUAAAGAUCUAAAUUAAUCAGUGGAAAGGGCAAUUUUUUUACAGAUGGAAUUUAAAGUGGGUUUGCUCCAUUUUAAGAGAGUAUGAAAGAUUUUCUAAAGAGAUUUUAUAUUUUAAAAUAUUAAAUAUAUAUGUUUUCAAAAAUAUUAAGACAGGACUUUUAAAAUUUUCCAUAAACUUACUUUUAAAGAAUGAUGUUAGAAUAAUAUUUCUAGAAUGUGAGUAUUCCCUAACACUACAAGAUUUUGCCCAUAUAUACCUUUGUUGCUGUAUAGAUCUUAUUGCCAGCUUGUUUUGACCAUAAACUGACGAUAAAUUUUGUAUCAUCUGAACUGUUUUUCCAAAAUCAGCAUCUACAGUGUCUUGAAAGCUGCUUCCAAAUUUAGGGGGAACUUGGCAUCUGACAUAAUACAAGGAGUGACAGAGUGAAAAAAAUUAACAAUCCAGGUGUGCCUCAGUAGACUUGCAGAAAUAAGAGUAUACAUUUCUUCCAGUCUCUUUAAAAUCCAGCACCAGGGAUGGAGACAGUAUGGCUCUCUGGGCUGCAAUCUCAUCAUCUUCCACAGAAUAUUGAGUAUUCUGGCUGGGGAUGUUGGGAGUUGGAGUCCAAUAACAUCUCAGAGGAGGCACACAGUCACUACCUUUGCCCUCCAAUAUACAAUUUUAAAAGAUGAUUGGAACAAAAAUACAGGGUAUACACUUUCUGAUGUAUUCCCAUAGUUUUAGAUUCUCCCCCUUCCUUAAUUUAUUCUAUUCUUAAUCUAUUCUGCCUCAAUAUGAAAAUCCCUUAGAUGGUUUAGCAGGCUGGAGGAGAGUGUAAACAAAACUCUUCAUUGGAAUAAGAUAAACUAUGUUAGCAAUUCCACUUGAUUUUAUGCCUGUUUUUUCUUUCAAAUAUUUGUUGUCUUGACAGUAGGCCUUAAGAGAAAGAAAGCACCACAAUCACAGACCUGCUACACAAAAUAGUAGCUUUUAAAAAAAUCAUAGGAGGAAAAAGGCACAUACAACUACUCAAGUUUUCAGAUUAACAGUUCGUUGCAUAAAUGGAAUGGUGAGAUCAGAAGCAUCCUUUAUAACUUUAAGCUCACAAAUGUACUGUUUGGCUAUUCCUAUAGACACUUCAAAAUUUCAGAUUGCUGUCAGAUCUAAUAGGUUCUGACAAGUACUUCUUAUUUUCUUAUAGUUCUAAGUUGUCAGAAUUUGGACUUAAUUGCUUCAGGCUAAUUUUGAGAUGUUUUAGAUGCCAAAUUUAAACUUUCUGGCUACACUCCAGUUUAAAAAUUGGGAUCUAAAAAGCCUUGUGCGUAAGCAAGCAGUAUUUGUGCACGUGUGCAGGAUUGUCUCCAAUUUUCCCUUUCAGCAGCAUUCUCUGUCAUCACUUUGAUUUCUGCCCUGGAAAGCUCAUAGACAUUCUUCUGUGUGUGGCUAUAAAGGCAGAGCUAGAAAAGGAAUGGAGAGGAAAUGUGCAGCAACGCACACAUGGGAGAUUUUCCCCUGUCUGAUAAUCAGGGAAGAAAAAGGCAUACUCCUGGCAAAGUCGCAGAAGAUUUUCUGAUGACGUUGCGCUUAUCCAGGACUUAGCCCAUGAGGAUCCAGGAAUGCUCCAACAACAAACCAUUCCCAGGACUUCCCCAUGAAUGGUUUGUUGCUGGAGCAUUUCUGGAUCUCCAUGGGUUAAGUCCUGAAUAAGCACAAUGUAUUUGAAAAUCUUGAGCACGAUUAUGCAACUUUGCCAGGAGUAUGCCUUUUACUCCCAGCCUU
Messenger RNA from Sceloporus undulatus (fence lizard), 4270 nucleotides. RefSeq names its product T-box transcription factor TBX18-like. NCBI's taxonomy places the organism in Eukaryota, Metazoa, Chordata, Lepidosauria, Squamata, Phrynosomatidae. Gene Ontology annotation, biological process: cell fate specification; regulation of transcription by RNA polymerase II; positive regulation of DNA-templated transcription. The record is from RefSeq and is a predicted model, not a curated record. Gene Ontology annotation, cellular component: nucleus. Gene Ontology annotation, molecular function: RNA polymerase II cis-regulatory region sequence-specific DNA binding; DNA-binding transcription factor activity, RNA polymerase II-specific. The transcript is spliced from 8 exons. Bases 1 to 1806 code for a protein of 601 amino acids.